This is a messenger RNA of Nelumbo nucifera (sacred lotus), 4702 nucleotides long. Its product is annotated as protein TOPLESS-RELATED PROTEIN 2-like. Gene Ontology annotation, molecular function: protein binding. Gene Ontology annotation, biological process: regulation of DNA-templated transcription. The record is from RefSeq and is a predicted model, not a curated record. NCBI's taxonomy places the organism in Eukaryota, Viridiplantae, Streptophyta, Magnoliopsida, Proteales, Nelumbonaceae.
UUGGAAAUUUGUAAAAUAUGAAAAGAAACUGAAGUGACGCAGCAACCUAAUCGCGGUUUUUUGGGGACAUUCAAAGCGGACAGAGAGAGAGAAGGAACUGAACACGGCGGCUACAGAUAGUGUGAGAGCGAUGCAAAGAUAAAGAGAGAAAGAUACGGAGGUGUUACAGAGUUGCAGAGACCGGAGAGAGAGGGAGAGAGAGGAGUAGAAGAAGAGAUAGAGCGUCUAUCUGUCCAAAACCCUAACCCUAGAAAUGGUUUCUGCUUCAUUCUGUAGUAUCUGGAGUCUGAACACUGAGUAAGAAAGUGGUCGUGCCUUUUUUGGUUAAUUUUUAGUUUAUUGGAUAAGUUAUUUGCUUCCCUUUCUUUACUCGUUGGAUCAGUAGAAACUGGAACAGAUACUCAUUUCUGCAAAAGUAGAUUUCUAAAAUCGAAUUCUGGGAAAAGUUUGCUAUUUACUUUGGAUUUGGUUGGUUGGUUGGAUGGAUGAACUGUGAGUUUGGACUUGGAAAUUAGGGUUUUGUUGAGACUUUUCAUUGAAGGAGGGAGGAGAAAGAAGGAAGUUUUGAAGACAACGACGUCCAGGAGGAAUAGGGGAAGCUAUACUGGACUUGGUCUUCUGUUGUGUGUUGUUCGGGUCAGAUCUUUGUAUUUAUUCGUUGGGGAAAUGUUAAAAAAUGAUUAUUUUUCUUUUCCAGAAAAAGUGAUGGACUGGAGUUAGUUUCUCUUUCUUUCAUCAGAAGAGUGAUUUAGGGUUUUAUGUUAUUUACGGCUUAGAUCUCAUUGGUGUGAAGUUGUAAGAGCGUUCUGAUGAAAUUGUUGUAGAGACAACGUCCAUCGGCCAUGUACUUAUGCUUGUGUAGUUCAUUCAUGUUUUAGGCAGUAGAUAGGGGAAGACGAAGGUUGUGAAAAACUGAGAGUUGGAUAACGACUUUGUCAUUUAGUUACUUGGAUUUGUCAUCCUCUGUUUCUUUUUAGUUUGAUAUCAGAUCUUUGCGCUGGAGCGGUUAGGGAUACCGGGAACCAUGUCUUCCUUGAGUAGGGAACUGGUAUUCUUAAUCUUACAGUUCUUGGAUGAGGAGAAGUUCAAGGAAACUGUCCAUAAGUUGGAACAAGAGUCUGGGUUUUUCUUCAAUAUGAAACACUUUGAAGAUCAAGUCCAGGCGGGUGAAUGGGAUGAAGUUGAACGGUAUUUAUGUGGGUUUACAAAGGUUGAAGAUAAUCGGUAUUCAAUGAAAAUUUUCUUUGAGAUAAGGAAACAGAAGUAUUUGGAAGCUCUUGAUAGGCAUGACCGAGCCAAGGCGGUUGAGAUUCUUGUCAAGGAUCUUAAGGUUUUUGCGUCUUUCAAUGAAGAACUGUUCAAGGAAAUCACCCAGCUGCUUACUCUUGAGAACUUUAGGCAGAAUGAGCAGCUUUCCAAGUAUGGUGACACAAAAUCCGCACGGAAUAUUAUGCUUAUGGAACUUAAAAAGCUUAUUGAAGCAAAUCCCUUAUUCAGAGACAAACUUACAUUUCCACCCUUCAAAGCCUCACGAUUGAGGACUUUGAUAAAUCAGAGUCUGAAUUGGCAGCAUCAGUUAUGCAAGAAUCCACGUCCAAACCCUGAUAUCAAAACACUUUUCACUGAUCAUACCUGCGCUCAUAAUAAUGGAGGUCGGGCUCCACCUCCUACCAACAGCCCUCUUGUGGGACCCAUUCCCAAAGCUGGGGCAUUUCCUCCUAUUGGUGCCCAUAGUCCAUUCCAGCCAGUUGUUUCCCCAUCCGCUAGUGCAAUUGCAGGGUGGAUGUCAAGCAACAACCCUUCUUUACCUCAUGCUGCUGUGGCAGCAGCCCCUCCUAGCCUUGUACAGGCCCCUAAUGCAGCUGCUUUCUUAAAGCACCCGAGGACUCCUACUAGCGCUCCAGGAGUUGAUUAUCAAUCAGCUGAUUCAGAACAUUUGAUGAAGCGGAUCCGCACUGGUCAACCUGAUGAGGUUUCAUUUUCUGGUGCCACACAUCCUCCAAAUAUCUAUUCUCAAGAUGACCUUCCUAGAACUGUUGUGCGGACACUUAACCAAGGAUCCAAUGUAAUGAGCAUGGACUUCCAUCCGCAGCAACAGACUAUUCUUCUAGUGGGUACAAAUGUGGGUGAAAUUUCAAUCUGGGAAAUUGGAUCCCGAGAAAGGCUAGCACACAAAACUUUCAAGGUUUGGGAUAUCUCGGCUUGUUCGAUGCCUUUGCAGACUGCAUUGAUGAAAGAUGCAACAAUAUCUGUCAAUCGAUGUAUUUGGGGCCCUGAUGGAUCCAUACUUGGUGUUGCAUUUUCAAAGCAUAUUGUGCAAAUAUACAUGUACAACCCAACUGGAGAACUGAGACAACAUUUAGAGAUCGACGCUCACAUUGGUGGUGUUAAUGAUAUUGCUUUUGCUCAUCCCAACAAGCAACUAUGCAUUGUCACAUGUGGUGAUGACAAGACAAUUAAGGUCUGGGAUGCUGUAGCUGGCCGGAGGCAAUAUAUAUUUGAAGGCCAUGAAGCUCCUGUAUAUUCUGUUUGCCCUCACUAUAAAGAGAAUAUCCAGUUUAUUUUUUCUACUGCAAUUGAUGGGAAGAUUAAAGCAUGGCUAUAUGAUUGCUUGGGAUCUAGAGUGGAUUAUGAUGCUCCUGGACUUUGGUGCACCACAAUGGCAUAUAGCGCAGAUGGAACAAGGUUGUUCUCUUGUGGAACAAGUAAAGAAGGCGAUUCUCACCUGGUUGAGUGGAAUGAAAGUGAAGGAGCAAUCAAGAGAACAUAUUCUGGUUUCAGGAAGCGAUCCUUAGGAGUUGUUCAGUUCGACACAACAAGGAACCGCUUCUUGGCUGCUGGUGAUGAAUUUCAGAUCAAGUUCUGGGAUAUGGACAAUACCAACUUGUUGACAACUACUGAUGCUGAUGGCGGAUUACCUGCAAGUCCUAGAUUGAGGUUCAACAAGGAAGGGUCAUUAUUAGCAGUCACAACAAGUGACAGCGGUAUCAAGAUCCUAGUAAACACUGAUGGGCAGCGUUUGAUAAGAAUGCUGGAAAACAGGACAUUUGAGGGAUCUCGAGGUCCUUCUGAGUCUAUCAAUACAAAGCCUCCAAUUGCUAAUCCAUUGGGUCCUGUAGCCAAUGUAUCUGCCCCAUUAGUGACCUUGGAACGUUCUGAUAGAAUAUUACCACCUGCAGUAUCUAUUAGCAGUCUUGCACCCAUGGACAGUAGCAGGAUAACUGACAUUAAGCCAAGAAUCCCAGAGGAUGUUGACAAGAUUAAAAGCUGGAAGCUGCCUGAUAUCAUUGACUCAGCUCAAUUAAAAGCUCUGCGGUUGCCUGAUCCCAUGGCAACUGGAAAGAUUGUGCGUCUAAUAUACACAAAUUCAGGGCUAGCUGUAUUGGCCCUUGCAUCCAAUGCGGUACAUAAGUUGUGGAAAUGGCAGCGUACUGAACGGAAUCCAUCUGGCAAGUCUACUGCAUCUGUUGCACCACAAUUGUGGCAGCCCACAAAUGGAACUCUCAUGACUAAUGACACAAGCGAUACCAACUCAGCUGAGGAAUCAGCUGCAUGCAUUGCAUUAUCAAAAAAUGAUUCUUAUGUUAUGUCUGCAUCUGGUGGAAAGGUCUCCUUGUUCAACAUGAUGACAUUUAAGGUCAUGACAACUUUCAUGCCACCACCUCCUGCAGCCACCUUCUUGGCAUUUCACCCUCAGGACAACAAUAUCAUUGCCAUAGGGAUGGAAGAUUCAACUAUACAAAUAUACAAUGUGCGGAUUGAUGAGGUUAAAACCAAACUGAAGGGGCAUCAGAAACGAAUAACUGGCCUUGCAUUUUCCCCGACUUUGAACGUAUUGGUAUCAUCAGGAGCUGAUGCGCAGCUUUGCAUGUGGAGCAUUGAUGGAUGGGAAAAGAGGAAAGCACGAUUCAUACAAGUACCCCCUGGCCGCUCCACCCCACUGGUUGGAGAAACCAAGGUCCAAUUCCAUAAUGAUCAGGUUCAUUUAUUAGUGGUCCAUGAGAGCCAAGUUGUUGUGUAUGACAGCAAACUUGAGUGCCUGUGCUCAUGGUUACCAAGAGAUGCGCUUGCUGCUCCCAUCUCAAGUGCAAUAUACUCGUGUGAUGGCCAGCUGGUAUAUGCAGGAUUUUGUGAUGGUGCUGUUGGAGUAUUUGAUGCAGACAGUUUGAGGCUUCGGUGUCGAAUAGCACCCUCUGCUUAUAUGCCUCCCUCUGCCAGCAGCAGCAUUGUCUACCCAUUGGUGGUAGCAGCUCAUCCGUCUGAGCCCAAUCAAAUUGCCCUUGGCAUGAGCGAUGGUGCAGUCCAUGUGGUAGAGCCAUCUGAUGCAGAGCCUAAGUGGGGUGGUUCGGCCCCUCAAGAUAAUGGAACUCUAUCUUCUAUCCAGUCAAAUCCUUUAAGUAAUCAGCCAUCUGAAGCAAAUCCCAGGUAAUGGUAGCUUCAAGUUUCAGCCUCACCACCAACACCCAAAACAAGGUUUACAGAGAGACCAGGAUGCUUCUAUGAUGUGCAGCAGGGCUCAACCUUUUUUUUGUUUUUUAAUCUCCCGUCAUGCUUUUGUUGUCCAUAUGAUCCGUCUCAUCUUCAUUUGUAAAUGUUUCCUUUCUUUGAUUUUUAUUUUAUUAAGGUAAAAUUUUAUUGAAAAAAGAAGUGUACAUCGUCGGGUAGAAAUCAAACGCGUAGAAAUCUUCACUUCAGCUGUUUG